UCAUUAAUAUGUGUUUUAAUUCCACCAAAUACAUCUGAUAUACAGCUUUUUCGCAAUUUUAUUGUCUGCAAGAUACAUUUAAUUAUGACAAUGACACAGGGGAACUCACUGACAGUGUUCUCUCACGCUUCGCAUAUCGCAUCCACUUACAGACGCGUUCUCUAUCUGUAUUUAUCUCUAUGGUUCAAUCAAUCUGCGUUCGUGUGAAAUGACAGUAGUGACCAGCGGGUAGUGACAGUACGAUUUUGACAUAUGCGUGUAUGUUGUGUGAUGUGUAUUUUUAAAUUACAGAAAACAAAUUUUGAAAAAUGAAUAUUCCAACUCAAAAUCCCAUAAGGCUAAAAGUCAUCGAACGACUUAAUAAAGAAUUGGGUAAAGACAUAAAAAAUUUGAAUAAAAUUGAUGUAAUAAAAACACAACUUAUAAACGAAAAAGAAACAGCGUUAAAAAAGAUAGACUUAGAAAAUGUUGAAGCACAUACAAUUAUAAAAGAUGCAAUAAAUAAAUUAAAUAAAGAUAUUGAAAGUAUCGAUAAAAUAAAUCGAGAAUUUGAAACGUAUUCAACAAAUGCAAUCCAAUAUUUGGGCACAACCAAUGACAUUGUUAAACAUUUACAAGAUUAUGUUAAUAAGAUUAAAAGUUUAGAAAUUAUUAUCGAAUAUUUUAAUAUAUCGAAAAAAAUUCAAAAUAUUAGUAAUGAGUUGUAUCAAUCGAUUAUUGAACAUGAUGAUGAAUUAAGUGUUACACUGUAUGCAAAUUUAUGUGAGAUUCAAUUGAAUUUACGUGCAUGUCCUGCAACGCAUUUGUUAAUUUAUUUAAAGGAUGUUAUACAUCAUUGGCAUAAUUAUUUAAAAGAUAAAUUUUCUGUUGUAUUUGAUGAGAUAUUAAAACAAAUUAAAUGGCCAUUUGUAAAUACAAAUUUAACAUCACCAAUAUUGAAUUCAAAUAAUGAAUCAAUAAUAAAAUUACAAACAUAUUGUGAAUAUUUAUUACAAAUACAAUUACCACCACCAAACGAACAGCUACAAGAAGUUCCAUCAACAUAUACCAUCUGUUUACCAAUACAAUUAUUGAUACGUCCAUUAAAAAAACGUUUUCAAUAUCAUUUCUAUGGUAACAAACAAACAAAUCGUUCCGAUAAACCUGAAUGGUAUAUGACACAGAUAUUAACUUGGAUCCGUGAUCAUCAACAAUUUAUACAAAAUAUUAUACAACCGGUUAUUAAUCGUUUGGCUAUGCAUCAUAUUAAUGCAAGGAUCGAGUUUAUGAAAGGUUUAAUACAAAUUUGUAUCGAUAAAUUGGAUAAUGAAUUACCAACAUUAGCCUAUGAUGAUGCCUUAUUUUCACAUUGUGUGGAUGAAACAUUAGGAAUGGAUCGUGAAUUACGUACUGUUUAUAAUUUACCUAUCAGUCAAUCAGGCUGUUUGACGCCGUUAACCAAUCCUGUUAUUCUACAAAAAUGGUUAAAUAUGGAGAAAAAAUAUGCUUUAGAAAAAAUGGAUUCAAUAUUUACCUCAUCAACAGCUUUACAAAACAUCAUACUAAACGAUGACGAUGAUAAUGAUAAUGUAGAUAAUAUCAAAAUAACAGAAUGUGGUAACACUUUUAUCACGUUAUUAAAAACAAUGAGUGAACGAUAUCAAUCGCUGCCACAACCAGGUCAUCGUUUACAAUUUUUAGAUUUACAAUUGGAUUUGUUAGAUGAUUUUCGUAUACGAUUGUUACAAUUAUCACAUCCGGAUAAUACUCUUACAUCUAGUAGCACAACACCAGGUAUUACUGGUGGUCCAUUAUCAUUAUCAUUUACAUCACGUAUUAGUUAUAUAUUAAAUACAAUUUCGUAUAUUAUUGAUACGUUAAUUGAAUGGAGUGAAACAAUUCAUUUUAUAAAUUUACAUUACUUUAAAAGUCAAUUUAUAAAACAACACGGUCAUACAGACUCAGAAUUAUCAAGAAACGAAGAUGAACCCAAGGAAACAGAUUCGGUGUUCGAUGAAACAAUUUCAUUAUAUACACAUAUGAAAAACGAUUUAAUAUCAAUGUUAACGGAAACCGUUGUGCUGGAUGUAAAAGCACGAAGUCGUUCAUAUCGACACGAUACAUGGAAUACAAUGCAAUAUAUUAACGAUGAUCGUUCAUUAUCGUUAACAACGAGCGGUUGUCCCAUGUAUCAAAUAUUAGCAACACGUUUACAUGAAUUAAAUGAAUUAUUAACAAUACAAAUAUUUACAUCUGUUUGGAAAUUAAUUGCAAAACAAAUUAAUUUAUUUUUAUAUGAUGAAUUAAUAUUAGAAAAUUUUUUUAAUGAUGGCGGUGCUAAACAAUUACAUUAUGAUAUUAUGAAGAAUUUGUUACCAUUGUUUGCACAGUUUACAAAUAAACCUCAAAUUUAUUUUAAAACAGUAAUUGAAGCAUGUACAUUAUUGGUUUUAUCAAAAAGUACAGCGAUUUUGUUAAUGGAUACAUUAGAUAAUGAAUCAAUACAAACACAAAAGGAUGCCUUACAGGAACUAGGAGUACGUAAAUUAAAUACAGAGGAUGCUAUUAAUAUAUUAAAGUUAAGGAGUGAUUUACGAGAAGUCAUUUAUAGACAUUAUUAAUUUUAAUAACUUUUUAUUUUACAAAAUAUACAAAAUUUAUUUGUUUUACACUAUUCUCACGUAUUUAUUUCUUGUUAUUGUUAUAUCUAUGUCACAGCCAACUUCUACUUGUUCUAACUUAUUAGCCGUUCAAUUAACAACCUAGCCUUUUUAUUAAACGGCCAACCAUUCAAACUGCUGGGCUAAUAACUUGGAUCGAUAAAGUUUAACUACUUGCCUAUUCUAGUCAUUAUACUAUGUAUAUAUGAAAUAUAUGAUAGUAUAUUAAGUUUAGUCCCAAGUUUGUAACGCUUAAAAAUAUUGAUGCUACGAACCAAAUUUUGGUAUAGGCGUUC
Messenger RNA from Chrysoperla carnea, 2935 nucleotides. RefSeq names its product RAD50-interacting protein 1 (gene Rint1). Lineage: Eukaryota; Metazoa; Arthropoda; Insecta; Neuroptera; Chrysopidae. The coding region runs from base 309 to 2600 and encodes 763 amino acids. Gene Ontology annotation, biological process: retrograde vesicle-mediated transport, Golgi to endoplasmic reticulum; endoplasmic reticulum to Golgi vesicle-mediated transport; regulation of ER to Golgi vesicle-mediated transport. Gene Ontology annotation, cellular component: Dsl1/NZR complex. The transcript has 7 exons. The record is from RefSeq and is a predicted model, not a curated record.